CUCACACCCACUUCCUCAUCCACUAAACUACCUCUCUCACACACACUCCUAUAACUCUCUGCUAUCUCGGACUACACACACCUAACCAAAAACUACCUCCAAUCAUCGUAUUUCAAUUUAGGGUUCCUUCAUUAAUGGCUUUGGAGGCUUUGAAUUCUCCAACAGCGCCCGCCGCUCCCUUCCGUGCCUAUCAAGAAGAGGAGGAGCUUGACCUUCAGUUCCGCGAGCCUUGGUCUAAAAGGAAGCGAUCGAAACGACCCCGUUUUGAGACCGAGGAAGAGUAUCUCGCUCUUUGCCUCAUCAUGCUCGCGCAGGGCGGCAACAACACCAACACUUCCUCCCACCGCCAAACUCAACACUCGGAGUCUCAGAAAGAACCGUCACCGCCGCUCAAGUUAUCCCACAGGUGCACCGUUUGCAACAAGGCUUUUCCUUCUUAUCAAGCGCUCGGUGGACACAAGGCCAGCCACCGCAAGUCCUCGUCGGAAUCUACCUCUGUCUCCGCCGUCGCCAGCGACAGCGUCACCGCUNAUAUUUCUUCCUCAUCUACCUCUCUCACACACACUCCUAUAACUCUCUGCUAUCUCGGACUACACACACCUAACCAAAAACUACCUCCAAUCAUCGUAUUUCAAUUUAGGGUUCCUUCAUUAAUGGCUUUGGAGGCUUUGAAUUCUCCAACAGCGCCCGCCGCUCCCUUCCGUGCCUAUCAAGAAGAGGAGGAGCUUGACCUUCAGUUCCGCGAGCCUUGGUCUAAAAGGAAGCGAUCGAAACGACCCCGUUUUGAGACCGAGGAAGAGUAUCUCGCUCUUUGCCUCAUCAUGCUCGCGCAGGGCGGCAACAACACCAACACUUCCUCCCACCGCCAAACUCAACACUCGGAGUCUCAGAAAGAACCGUCACCGCCGCUCAAGUUAUCCCACAGGUGCACCGUUUGCAACAAGGCUUUUCCUUCUUAUCAAGCGCUCGGUGGACACAAGGCCAGCCACCGCAAGUCCUCGUCGGAAUCUACCUCUGUCUCCGCCGUCGCCAGCGACAGCGUCACCGCUUCCACCGCCGGCGGCGGAAGGAUGCACGAGUGUUCCAUCUGUCACAAGAGUUUCCCCACCGGACAGGCCCUGGGUGGCCACAAGCGCUGCCACUACGACGGUGGAAACCACCACAGUAACAGCAACGCCCUCACUUCCUCCUCCGACGGCGUUGGCGGCGUUGCUGCCUCCUCCCACACGCUCCGUGGGAUCGACCUGAACCUUCCGGCGCCGCUCACGGAAUUCUGGCCGCCGGUGGGGUUCGACUUCAGGAAGAAAGUCGGCGGAGGCGACGAGCAAGAGGUGGAAAGCCCGUUGCCAAUAACCGCAGCCAAGAAGGCGCGUUUGUUUUCGGGGGACGACCACGACGGUGAUGAUCAAAAGGCGUAGCUUGGUUCACCCAAGAAAUGUUUAUUUGAAUUUGAUUGUAAUUCAAUUUGCCGGUCUGGUGAAUAUGAAUCGUAACCAAUUAGUUUAAUUUCCAUUUGUUAUUUUUAUUUUUAUUUUUAUUUUCUUCUGUUUAGGAAGGAUUGGGUUGGGAUUAGGUUCGGAUUUUGUUUCUGCUCAUCUGUACAGAUAAAAUUUGUUCAUUGCUUUUGGACUCUUCUUUGUCAUUGAUGUAAUCUGACAAAUUCGUUUAUCAGUAAAAUAUCAUUUACGUUAAAAAUGAAUACAAGUGAUUUCUCAUCAUUCUUA
This is a messenger RNA of Vigna umbellata (rice bean), 1724 nucleotides long. The record is from RefSeq and is a predicted model, not a curated record. NCBI's taxonomy places the organism in Eukaryota, Viridiplantae, Streptophyta, Magnoliopsida, Fabales, Fabaceae.